AUGUCCCUACCAAGUCUAGCAAUUCCUGGCCAACCGCUUGGGUCUGCCUCAAAGUACUCCCCCGGCGCUGGCACGCACGUACAGUCUUCUCAAAUCCACGCGUCGAUAAGCGGGCUCGUCGUUGAGACAGCAGCACCGAAAUCCUCAAAGGGCUCCGCAAACACCUCCUCCGCGAUCUCCAGCUUACCCACGCUUUCGAUACCACGUGCCCAAAGUUCCGGAAACUCCACCUCGAACGGAGGCAUAAGCGUCCUUCCCGAGGUCGAUUCUGUGGUACUAGCCCGGGUGACUAGGCUCACGCCUCGCCAAGCAACUGUGGCCAUCCUCGUAGUCGACAACACGGUUCUACCUCAGCCUUUCCAGGGUCUCAUACGGGUGCAAGAUGUGCGCGCCACAGAGAAAGAUAGGGUGAAGAUUGCGGAGAGCUUUCGCGUGGGGGAUAUUGUCAGGGGCGUUGUGAUCAGUCUGGGUGACCAGUCGAGCUACUAUCUGAGCACGGCAAGCAACGAAUUGGGUGUUGUGAUGGCAGAGAGUGAACAGGGGAAUGUCAUGUAUCCGGUCAGUUGGAAGGAGUUUAGGGAUCCGUCUAGUGGGCUGGUCGAGACGAGGAAGGUUGCGAAGCCUUUCUGA
Molecule: messenger RNA, 630 nt
Organism: Coniosporium apollinis CBS 100218
Lineage: Eukaryota; Fungi; Ascomycota; Dothideomycetes
Product: exosome complex subunit Csl4
Exons: 1
Coding region: 1-630 (209 amino acids)
Biological process (GO): RNA processing
Cellular component (GO): cytoplasm; nuclear exosome (RNase complex)
Molecular function (GO): RNA binding
Source: RefSeq, a predicted model, not a curated record